Messenger RNA from Paraglomus brasilianum, 4336 nucleotides. The record is from the annotation of a GenBank genome assembly. Lineage: Eukaryota; Fungi; Glomeromycota; Glomeromycetes; Paraglomerales; Paraglomeraceae.
AUGGUUUCCGCGGAGGUCGCCGCUGCUCGAAUAGCAUACGCAACUAGUAAAGUUGCAUACACUGUUGAACGAAACACUAAAUCAGUUUCAUCCUAUACGUCAGAAAUUACAGAAUUAUAUCAGCGCAAAAAGAAGAAUGUCUUUGAUGAAAUAACGGAAUUUGAAGUACUUUCAUCUAAAAAUGAUCCCUUUGCGAAAGUACUCUCGAACAUUACGAAGGGGUCACCCGUAUCGAUAAUCACCCCUGCAAAGUACUUACUCUCUGCUAUUCCACAUUUGUACAAACUAGCGAAUGGCAAAUCGGCUGUCGUUAUCCAUGCUGUUGUCGAACGCAACAGUGCCAAUGAUCUUGGAGACUACACUCACAUCAUGGCUGUCAGACAGACAGGCUGUGCAUUGAUAGCAUCAAAUGGUGGACAGGACUCUGCAGAUACUGCGUUAAUUGCACACGGAUUAGCAAUAAAGAGCGGAAACCCUGUCGUACACUUCUUUGAUGCUGCUACUUCGAGGGUAAGCGACGACAAGAUCGAAAGCUUCUCGAAAGAAGUUAUUGCGAAAUUUGUUGCAGAGGCUGGUAUUGAUAAAUACCGCACGGAAUCGAAUGACGGGCAGAAUGUUGAACUAUACCUCAGAACAAUCGAAAGUGCUAAUGGUCAAGAACAACCUAAUGCCACUGAUUUUUCUGAACUUGCUGAACAGAUUUUCACACAAUUCAAGGAGAAAACUGGUAGAUUGUACAAACGGAUAGAAUGCUCGGGUAAUAAAAACGCAGAGACGGUAAUCGUGUCCUUGGGUUCCGGAGUGAGACUUCUACGACAAGCGUUGAAACACCAGCCCGAGUUGAAGAUUGCUCUAUUCAGCGUUAGGCUCUAUCGUCCGUGGUCAGAUAGCAAAUUUUUGGCAGAAAUACCGCGGAAUACCAAGAGGGUUGCUGUUGUAGAACAAGUAUCGAAGCGUACUACAAAAUGGUCCCCGUUGUAUCUGGAUGUCAUAUCAUCCUUUGAGAAUCAGGAUCUAUGGAAACAUAGCAUACCUACCGUUAUUAAUGCACAAUACGGUAAUUUGGAUGCAAACACAUCUGUCAACUCAAUAGAAAAUUUUAUCGGAAAUCUGUCUUCGGCUACUGCUUCAAAGAUCGUUACUAUUGGCAAAGAAUCAUCUGAAUUAAGCACGCAAGCUACCAACGGUCAUUCAAUCCAAUCACCACCCGCACUAGAACUAGCUUAUCUCAAAAUGCUUGAGGAAGUAUUUGGUAACCGUCUGUACAUAGCCAACGCAAUGACGCAACCGACAGUGGGCCAUCUUGGUGAAAUGAAAUCUACGCCUGAAUUUGGCUUUGGUGUAUUGUUGAGUAGAUUGCAACGUCGCGCAGAAUUCAUUGAUCUUGUAUCUCGCGCUGUAAAAAGUACGUCAAUACCUAUGCCGGAGCCGCUCCACAUUGCCUUGACCCAAUGGAUAAUGCACAAGAACAAUGCUAAUUUAGCAAAGAAACAUGGAGACACUUCUAUUGAGUUACUGUUAAGUUUGUACAAAAAAAAUGCUUUACUAGGAGAUAUAUACAACCGUCGAAAUCAAUUUCUUAAACCGGCCAACUGGCUUGUGGGAUCGGACGAUUGGUCGUAUGAUAUCGGCAAUUCAGGUGUUCAUCAUGUUAUCUCGUCUGGAAAGAACAUCAAUAUGCUUAUUAUCGAUUCACAACCAUACACCUCCCGCACCGCCGCUGAUCCUGAAAAACGUAAAAAGGACAUUGGUUUAUACGCGAUGAAUUAUGGAAACGUUUAUGUAGCAGCCGUCGCUGUCUAUUCCUCAUAUACGCAAGUGUUACACGCUUUGAUGGAAGCAGAAGAUUUUGAUGGUCCUUCUAUUGUUCUGGCAUAUCUACCGUAUCAUAGUGAAAACGAUUCUUCAAUAACGGUGCUAAAGGAAACGAAACUCGCCGUAGACACUGGCUAUUGGCCGCUCUACAGAUGGAAUCCUGCAUUAGAAGCACAAGGCAAAGAACCAUUUACACUCGAUUCUGAACGCAUCAAACAGGAACUGAAGUCAUUUUUAGAUCGCGAAAACUAUUUGACGCAGUUAGUGAAGUCACGGCCUGAACUAGCAACAACGUUAGCGUCCUCGCUAGAGUCGGACGUAGCCAAUCGUCAACGAACAUUGGCAAAGUCUGCCUACGAUAAAUUACUUGGCGGGCUUACUGGUCCUCCAUUGGUGAUAUUGUAUGGAUCCGAUAAUGGUAAUGCAGAGGGUAUUGCAAGGAGAUUGCAGAAAGGCGCCAAAGCGCGUGGUAUUAACGCUCGUUGUAUGGCAAUGGAUGACUACCCUAUCGAGGAAUUAUCGGCUGAGAAGAACGUCGCAAUUGUAACCAGCACGGCAGGACAAGGCGAAUUUCCACAGAACGCACGCGAAUUUUGGAAACAUAUUUCGUCCACCACUGAUAUAUCCCUUGGUGAAACAAGCUACGCGGUGUUUGCUCUUGGUGACAGUCACUACUGGCCACGAGCAGAAGAUGCCAUAUACUAUAAUAAACCCGGCAAAGAUCUCGAUAAUCGUUUGGAACUUCUCGGCGGACAAAGACUCCUUCCGGUAGGAAUGGGGGAUGAUCAAGAUCCUGAUGGGUAUGAAACUGGUUUUCAAGCAUGGGAACCUGAACUUUGGAAGGCACUCGGCGUUGAAUUGCUUGGAACGGUCGUGGAAGAACCAAAGAAGUCAGAUGAUGAUUUGAAAAUAAAGUCCAACUACUUGAGGGGAACAAUUCUCGAGGGUCUUGAAGAUACAUCGACCGGCGCAUUGGCAGAACAAGAUACUAAAUUGACCAAGUUCCAUGGAAUAUAUCAGCAGGAUGAUCGCGAUCUUAGAGAUGAGAGAAAGGCGCAGGGAUUAGAAAAGGCAUUCAUGUUUAUGGUGCGUGUUCGUGUUCCUGGAGGCGUUUCUACUUCUGAACAGUGGCUUGCUAUGGAUGAAAUCGCUGAUAAACAUGCAAACGGUACUUUGAAAAUCACUACUCGGCAAGCUUAUCAACUCCACGGAGUCAUCAAACGUAAUCUCAGAAAUACCAUACGUGACAUCAAUAAGUGUUUGUUGGACACAUUGGCUGCUUGCGGUGAUGUUAACCGUAAUGUUAUGUGUAAUCCUAAUCCACAUUUAUCCCAAUUGCAUGCAGACAUUAAUGACUUUGCGCAUAAAAUAAGUGCUCACCUUACACCACGUACAUCUGCGUAUCAUGAGAUAUGGCUCGAUGAUAAAGUUGUUGCUGGGAAUGCAGUGCAAGAUUAUGAACCUUUGUAUGGUUCAACAUAUCUUCCCCGAAAAUUCAAAAUAGCAAUCGCGGUUCCACCCAGUAAUGACGUGGAUGUAUUUGCUCACGACUUGGGUUACAUCGCUAUUGCUGAUAAAAAUGGCAAAUUAGCUGGAUAUACAGUAACAGUUGGGGGCGGCAUGGGCAUGACGCAUAACAACAAGAAAACGUACCCGAGACUGGCUGAACCAUUAUGUUUCUGUACACCAGAGCAAGCGAUUGAUGUUGGAGAGAAAGUCAUGCUCGUACAACGUGAUUUUGGUGAUCGGAUUAACCGUAAGCACGCCCGUCUGAAGUAUACAAUUGAUGAUCACAGUUUGGAAUGGUUCCGUGAGGAAGUCGAAAAUAAGUUGGGUUAUAAACUGCAACCACCUCGUGAGUUUACUUUCGAUAGUAACGCAGACAGAUAUGGAUGGACUAAGGGAGCCAAUGAUAACUGGAAUUUCUGCAUGUAUAUCGAGAAUGGACGCGUUAAAGAUGAGCCCGGAGCUCUGUUCAAGACAGGCUUGCGUGAAAUUGCAAAAGUCCACAAGGGCGAUUUCAGACUGACUCCGAAUCAGCAUCUAGUCUUGGGCAAUAUUUCACCGGUAGCCAAGCCACAGAUCGAAGGUUUGUUGAAGGAGUAUAAACUGGAUAAUCUUCAAUAUACGGGCGUACGAUUGAAUUCGAUGUCUUGCGUGGCUUUACCAACAUGUGGUCUUGCUAUGGCCGAAGCUGAGAGAUAUCUACCGACACUUGUUGAGAAGAUCGAGUCGAUCGUUGAGGACGUUGGAUUGGGUAAAGAUGCAAUUACUAUUAGAAUGACGGGAUGUCCUAAUGGAUGUGCACGCCCAUAUGUUGCCGAGAUUGCAUUCGUAGGUAAAGCACCUGGCACGUACAAUGUAUAUCUAGGGGGCGGACAUCACGGACAGAGACUCAACAAGUUAUAUAAAGAGAGUUUGAAGGAAAGUGAAAUUUUGAAAGAGUUGAAACCUAUUCUAACCAGAUACGUUAAAGAGAGGGAAGACGGAGAGAAGUUUGGUGAUUUUGUUAUUAGGAUAG